Cydia amplana is the source of this 1156-nucleotide messenger RNA. RefSeq names its product phosphomannomutase (gene Pmm2). NCBI's taxonomy places the organism in Eukaryota, Metazoa, Arthropoda, Insecta, Lepidoptera, Tortricidae. Gene Ontology annotation, molecular function: phosphomannomutase activity. The transcript has a single exon. Gene Ontology annotation, cellular component: cytosol. The record is from RefSeq and is a predicted model, not a curated record. The coding region runs from base 387 to 1136 and encodes 249 amino acids. Gene Ontology annotation, biological process: GDP-mannose biosynthetic process; protein N-linked glycosylation; mannose metabolic process.
CGACACGUAAAAUGAAACGUGACCGAACUGUCAAAAUAAAUCUACUGUACCAUGGAUUGAUGUAAAUAUUGCAAAAUCCACAAAAAAAUACUGAUAACACUUACCAAGCAGUAUAAGAACGUUGCGUUGUUUACUUGAUAACACGGUUUCUGUGACUGAUAGGCACAUUAACAACGCGUACGCGACCGCCGACGCGCUGCCCAUGUCGUCGCCUGACGUGUCGAACUGAAGUGCAGUGUUGGCAACUUGGUACCGGGACCGCGCCUCGCCGCUCGCCCGCCGUCGGCGACCUGACCUACUUAUUGACCGGUUUGUUUUGCCUCCAAAAUUUAAAAGAAAAAUACCACCACUACUAUUUUCAUGCUUAAAUCUGAGCUAAAUACGCAAUGUCGGGACGAAAAAACGUACUAUACUUGUUCGACGUGGACGGAACGCUCACAAAACCGCGGCAAAGUAUCUCGGAAGACCUGUUAUCAUUCCUCCUGGACAAAGUGAAGCCACACGCGCGCGUGGGGCUGGUGAGUGGCUCGGAUUACUCGAAAAUCCUAGAGCAGAUGAAUGGCGAGCGUCACAUGUCUCAGUUUGACUACGUGUUUUGCGAAAAUGGUCUAAUGUACUUUAAAAAUGGUGAGCUGCAAAGUAAACAAAGCAUUUUGAACCAUGUUGGUGAGCAAAAGUUGCAGAAACUGAUCAAUUUCGCAUUAGGAUACAUGUCUAAGAUAGAAUUGCCAGUCAAAAGAGGUAACUUUGUUGAGUUCCGGACAGGUUUGAUUAAUUUCUGUCCUGUGGGGCGGUCCUGUAGCCAGCAGGAGCGGGACCAGUUUGCUGCAUAUGAUGCGGAGCACAAGGUCAGGGAGCAAUUUGUGUAUGCACUGCAGAAAGAAUUUGAUGAUUACAAUCUAACAUUUGCCAUGGGAGGGCAGAUCAGCAUAGACGUGUAUCCUAAUGGCUGGGAUAAAACCUACUGCCUCAACCAUGUGGCGGAUGCAGGCUUUGAUGAGAUACACUUCUUCGGAGACAAGACUGACCCGGGCGGCAAUGACCAUGAGAUCUACUGUGAUGGCAGGACCAUUGGACACAAAGUCACCUCUCCCAAGGAUACCAGAGAGCAACUUGCUGCGUGCCUUAGCAUUUGAUUGUGAUUUAAAUAUAAAAA